Molecule: messenger RNA, 1735 nt
Organism: Synchiropus splendidus (mandarinfish)
Lineage: Eukaryota; Metazoa; Chordata; Actinopteri; Syngnathiformes; Callionymidae
Gene: rasgef1ba
Product: RasGEF domain family, member 1Ba
Exons: 13
Coding region: 169-1560 (463 amino acids)
Biological process (GO): Ras protein signal transduction; positive regulation of GTPase activity
Cellular component (GO): plasma membrane
Molecular function (GO): guanyl-nucleotide exchange factor activity
Source: RefSeq, a predicted model, not a curated record
GCGCUCCGAGGACCAGCUCCAGUCCUCCUGCGGCACGGCUCUCGCUCACACCGGGACAGACGCGCUCCACUCGGACAGUGGGCCGAACACCGCCGUGGCGGAGUCUCGCUUCUUUGGGAGACAUUUGGAGAUUUCUGCGGAUCGGAACUUGUUUUUGUGGCGAUCGAGAUGCCCCAGACGCCGUCGUUUCCCGGCCCACUGGCACCGAGUGCCUACAAGAAGAAGCGGUACCAGAUAACAGAGGCGGAACUGCAUUACCAUGACAAUAAGCUGGUGUCUGGCUCUCUGGAGGCCCUGGUCUGUCACCUGGUCCCGACCCCGGACUACUACCCUGAUAGAAGCUUUAUCUUCACCUUCCUGCUGAGCUCACGACUCUUCCUCCCUCCCCACGAGCUCAUGACUCGAGUUGGACACUUGUUCACAGAGUCGCAGCGACCCGCAGACUCUCAUGCCAGCAAGGCGAGGAUGAGGAGGGUGGCACCAAAGAUCGUACAGCUGCUGACCGAGUGGACCGAGAUGUUUCCAUACGACUUCCGGGACGAGCGGAUGAUGCAGAGCCUGAAGGAGUUGACCCUGAACCUGGCAGGCGGCGACGAGGUCUACAGGACCUCUCUGAGCCACAUGAGUCAGGGUCUGAUCCGGAGGUUGACCGUUCUGAACCAGUACCAGGAGGCGCUGGUCCGGAUCAACGCCACAGCGGCCGAGCAGCUGACCACCAUCAAGGCCAAGCCACAGGCGAGCGUUGAGAGAGACCUGCUGGCUGUCUGCAGCGACUCCUUCACUGCCGCCCAGCAGCUCACACACAUUGAGCUGGAGAGACUCAGCUACAUCGGACCUGAAGAGUUUGUCCAGGCCUUCAUCCACAACGACCGCCAGAACAACAACACGAUCGCGUGUGGUGACUACAAACCCACCUGUAAUCUGGAGUCCUACGUGGACUGGUUCAACAGACUCAGCUAUCUGGUGGCCACGGAGGUCUGCACGCCAGCGAAGAAGAAGCACAGAGUCCGUGUCAUUGAGUUUUUCAUUGACGUUGCCCAGGAGUGUUUCAACAUUGGCAACUUCAACUCCCUGAUGGCCAUUAUCUCCGGGCUGAACAUGAGUCCAGUGUCUCGUCUGAAAAAGACCUGGAGCAAGGUCAAGACGGCCAAGUUUGAUGUGCUGGAGCACCAAAUGGACCCAUCUGGAAACUUCUACAAUUACAGGACAGCGCUGAGGGGAGCAGCGCACAGAGCUGCCACCGCCACCAGCAGCCACGAGAAGAUUGUGGUCCCGUUCUUCAGCCUGCUGAUCAAAGACCUGUACUUCCUGAACGAAGGCUGCUCCAACCGGCUGCACAACGGACACGUCAACUUCCAGAAAUUCUGGGAGCUGGCCAAGCAGGUCAGCGAGUUCCUGUCCUGGAGGAAGGUGGAGUGUCCGUUCCCCAAGGAGCGGAGGACUCUCCAGUACCUGCUGACGGCGCCGGUCUUCAGUGAGGACGGCUUGCAUCUGCUGUCAUAUGAGAGCGAAGGUCCAGAGAACAACACAGAGAAGGAGCGCUGGCGGUCGCUCAGGUGAGUGGCACCAGCUCACUGUGGGUCCUCUCUGCUGAGCCAGGUUCACCAAAACCGCCUAUGUUAUGUGGUUCCUAUGGCAACUACGGCGACGUGUUAGCCGCUGGGCAGCUAACCAUGCGUCGGACACAACAGGAGUGUGUAAACCUGUGAUGUCAUUCUGUGAAAUGUUGACAAUA